Alternaria conjuncta is the source of this 1200-nucleotide messenger RNA. RefSeq lists its product as uncharacterized. The transcript has a single exon. The record is from RefSeq and is a predicted model, not a curated record. Bases 1 to 1200 code for a protein of 399 amino acids. NCBI's taxonomy places the organism in Eukaryota, Fungi, Ascomycota, Dothideomycetes, Pleosporales, Pleosporaceae.
AUGACGCCAGUUACCGUCUCGACGCCGCAAAAGCGCAAGGCUUCACUCUCGCACGUCUCCGCCUCGGCUAAGCGUACCCGAUCCGUCUCCAUAUCCGUCAAGGUCACCCAUACCGCCACCGAUGAUGGCCCCGGUAGUCCAGAUCUCCCUGUCGUACUCAAGAACCCACAAGCGUGUCUUGGUGGCAUACCGGAGGAACUUCUCCUGAAGAUCAUGGAGCAUGUAAAGGAAGUCGGCCGUGACCACGCACUCUCGAAGCUGUGUCGUACAGACAAGCUCUGCAAACGACUCGCGGAGGUGGUGAUGUACAAGACCUUAUGUGCCUCAGGCUCUACGACAAACUAUAAGAAAGUGGCGGCGAUGGUCAGCAACCAUCUCCUCUCCGAGCACAUCCGCAAAAUUAGUAUCUUCUUCGGCGGGGAAAACGUCAACAAGGACGCAUGCAACAAGAUCUUGGCCAAUGCCCACGACAUCCAAGAGUUCUACGUGACGGAGCGAUUUGACCGGCCCGCGCAUACACCGAAAUGGUUGCAGAUGUUGAACAGCGCUGUUACACGACCCGUCGGUGGCCAUGUCAAUCAAUUUGCUAAUCUUAAGGAGCUCAAGAUCGCUUCCUGCAACCUCUCGAUGGAGGAACUUUCCUGUGUGUUCCGUCUUCCAUCCCUCGAAACACUUGUCCUCGCGGGGAUAUGUCAAACAACACCUGUUGAGAACUGGUCGGUCCCCGAGUCGAGUAGCUCGAUUCGAAAACUUCACCUGGUUGAUGCAAUGAUGGACAUUGCUGUUAUCGCACAAAUGCUCCUCACGCUCAAGGCCCUUCACAGCUUUGGAUACGACCGCAGUACCGGGAGGUGGGAGCCAUUCGCCGCAGAAGGCAAUCCUUUGUCAAUCUGGCCUGAGCACUCCUGGAAACUUCUGGGUGAUGCGCUGAGGAGACACCGACACUCUGUAGAAGCGGUAUAUGUGACGGACGAUAGUGACGAAGACAUCCUGGACCUGGUGUAUCCCGGCGGUCGAGAGAACGAUACCCUUGGAUCUUUCCGAGAUUUUCCGAAGCUGAAGUGUUGCCAUGUUCCGAUAGAGGCGUUCCACGAUCCUAGGGCCGGUGCAAGCGAUCUCUCAUUGUAUCUACCACCGCAAGUGGGAGAGGCUGGUACCAAGGUCGCGCCCAGGUAUCGAGGCUGUAGAUGCGGUUUCUGA